CAUAACUAAAUAGUUACCUUGUACAUCAAGUAGGAAGAAUUUUUUUAAUUGGUAGCCCACCGCGCUCGGCGGAGAGUUACCGUCCAUCUUCGGCGAAACCUUCUUGUGCGUGAAUGCAACAAAGUGUCACGUUUGAAUCCCUCCCGUCUCACCAAACAGAUGUGGAUACACUGCUCGGGAGCUGCCCAGCUGAGGUGAAGGGGAGGGCAGAGGAUCCCAGUUCAGCCUGAGUGUGGAUGACCUGCCCCCGGAAACAGGACCAUGAUCUGAGGAAGGCGCCGCACUCCAAACCCUGUUCUUCCUCUCCUCCUUCUCCCUGUUUUUUUAUUUUUUUUAUUUUAUUUCUUUUUUGUAAACCUACCGGGUGACAGCCUCACUGCCUGGCCGCUCCCAACAGAAUCAGCGUACGUGGAGAGGACACACCGAAAGAGACGAGACGUUCGAGGAGGAAGAAAAACAUCGACAGCCAUCCGUGACCUCUGACAUUGCCACUCCCCCUUGCCCCUCCCACCGCCACACCGGAAACAUGGGGAGGAAAAAGAUUCAGAUUCAGAGGAUCACUGACGAACGCAACAGACAGGUGACGUUCACCAAGCGGAAGUUCGGCCUGAUGAAGAAGGCGUACGAGCUGAGCGUCCUGUGUGACUGCGAGAUCGCCCUCAUCAUCUUCAACCACUCCAACAAGCUGUUCCAGUACGCCAGCACCGACAUGGACAAGGUCCUGCUCAAGUACACCGAGUACAACGAGCCGCACGAGAGCCGGACCAACGCCGACAUCAUCGAGACGUUGCGAAAGAAAGGCUUUAACGGCUGCAACAGCCCCGAGCCCGACGGAGACGACUCCAUCGACCAAAGCCCGCUAAAUGACGAGAAGUACCGCAAGACCGAGGACCUGGACAGCCUCUUCAAACGCUACGGCUCCACAGUCCCACAGCCCACCUUCUCCAUGCCCGUCACCGUGCCAGUAUCCAAUCAGAACGCGGCGGCGGCCCUCCAGUUCAGCAACAACCCCGGCGGCGCCCUGGUCACCACCACCUCCUUCGUCACCUCCACCCUCACAGACCCCCGCCUCCUGUCGCCACAGCAACCGGCUCUGCAGAGGAACAGCGUGUCGCCAGGGUUACCACAGCGACCAGCCAGCGCAGGUGCUCUGCUAGGAGGAGAUCUGGGCAAUUCAAAUGGAGCGUGCCCGAGUCCAGUCCCUAACGGCUACAUCAGUGCCAGGGCCUCCCCGGGCCUCCUGUCCGUGUCCAACGGGAACAGCCUGGGGAAAGUAGUCCCGGCUAAGUCUCCGCCUCCGCCAAGCCCUCAGAUGGUCAACAGCCGCAAGCCGGACCUGAGGGUCAUCACCUCUCAGAGCGGCAAGAGCCUCAUACAGCUGACAGAGGAAGAGCUGGAGUUGAAUGCUCAGCGGCUAGUUGGCUCCCAGGUGGCGCAGUCGCUCACCACACCAGUGGUCUCCGUCGCAACACCCAGUCUCCUAGCGCCAUUCUCCGGCAUGCAGACGGCCUACAAUACUGAGUACCAGCUGACGAGUGCAGAUCUCACGGCGCUCCAGACGUUCACACCACCGGGGCUGGUGCCUGGCAACAUGGCUGCCUGGCAACAGCAACAGCAACCAGCAGUCUCCCAGCAACAACAGCAGCAGCAGCAGCAGCAACAGUCUCAGCAGCUGCUCAGUAACUUGGUCAUGUGGGGUGCAGAGAAACAGAAUGCAGAGAUGGUUAACUGCAUCUCCAAUUUUGCUGCUAACCUGAGCUUGGCCUCUCAGUCCAACUUGCUCUUUGGCAGGGAGGAGGGCCUCUGCUGGCCGGUGGGUCACAUACCUCAGGGCACCGCGCUGACAGUCCACACAAACCCAAACAUCAACAUCAAGUCUGAACCUGUCUCACCAAACCGCGACCGCAACACUCCCAGCUCCACCGGCGGCGCCGGGGGAGGCGGGGGCGGAGGAGGCCAGAUUCAGCUGCAGGGACAAGGUCUGGUGUCGGUCGCCUACCCGGGCACCCUGCGCCUGGAGGUGGGAGGUCAGGGCCGCUCGCCAGUCGACAGCCUCAGCAGCAACGGCAGCUCGUACGAGGGCAGCGACCGGGACGACGGCACCCAGGGACGAAGCGGGGCCCCGGACUUCCUCCACCAGGCCGGUGCCGGGGGCCAACAGCCCACCAUGGUCCUCCUGCGGCCCUCAUCGGCCGAGCCCCAGGAGCAGGACGGGACCAACGUGAAGAGAAUGAGACUGGACACCUGGGUGACAUGAAGAGAUGACGAGAGAGGGACGGAUGGAUGGACGGACAGAUGGAGGAUGGAGAUGGAGAUGUGUACUUGUGGCUUGUGUACAUGCCCCCACCAGCCCUGAUGCCCCCGAUCUCCUUCUUCACACACCUGCACACACACAUAUAUAAAUAAAUAUAUAUAUAUAGCCGCCAUCGACCCAGUAACCUACUGUCCACACAGUAACGCUGACCUCACACAUACAGACACAAGCAUGCUAACACCAUGUCGCACGUGUGGACACUGACACACACUUUAUAUGGCAAUGCGCACACACAUUUGAACUCUAAUGUACUUUCACUCACACGCACACACACACACACACACACACACACACACACACACACACACACAAAACCCCAAAGGGGUUGAGCCACCAAACCAGGGAUUAUUGUCAAAACAAUUUAUUCAGCUGUGUUUGAAUAGAAGUGAAUUUUUAAUCAUGCCACAGUGGCUAGUAAAAACCCCAAAUUUGGCCACUUGAACUAUUUCACCCGACAUGUCGAUGGCCGCUGGCAGAGCAGACAAACACCUUUGUUUCCCAGCAUGCCCUGCAUUUGGUCAGCAGCCGGGGUGUCCUCCCACCGUCAUGUCCUUACUGUCUGUAACUGCACUGAACUGAGUCAGUUUGUACACAUCGGCCCGACCACGGUUGUAUUGCUAUCGCUCUAGAUUCUCGGGCCCUUUUGCUCUUUUUAAAGCGUGGAGUUUUGUCCUUCUGUCUUGACUGUUGAUCUUUAGAGUUUGGAUUCGUCUCAGUUUUGAAUAUGAAGACACUAAAAAGAUGCCUCCCUCCCCAGCUGAGCCGGCCAACACUUCAACAGGCCGGCACUUUGGCCCCUGUGCGAGACUGACGACCCCUGGGUCUUUAUUUAAUUUGAACCAUGCAGACUAGCUGUAAAGCCAGGAAACGUGAUUUGUUGUCGAGGUAAAAGACUGCUUUUCUUUGAAUCAGGGACGAGCUGCAACAGCUCAACGACACAUGACGCAGAUACUCCUAGUUCCGCCCACAUCCUGUCAACUACAGAUGCUGAGAAAAGGCGUGUGUGUGUGUGUGUUUGGUGUGUAAUGUGUGUGUGUGUGUGUGUGUGUGUGUGUGUGUACGGUUUGUUACCUCAACUGGUCGUUUUUUUAACAAAGUGAUUUGGGCAAAUGUUCAUUCUCAAUUUCAUCACCUGCAGUGCACACAGCUGAAAUUAUUUUUGUGAAGCGACUCAUGUUUUGAAUAGCUGAUGUUCAAAGGGGAGAUUGGAGAGGUACCGUGUAUAUAAGCAAUCUGUAACCUUUGUGGCUUUUGUGUGACAGGGAUAAGGUGUUUUUGAAGGUUAAAAAUAGAUCAUAUUCAAGUAUAUAUUUAAAAGCUUCAGGCGGUAGCAAGGGCAGCUCUGCACCCGGGGCAGGACGACAGGGAUUGUAUAUAUAAACUAUAUAUUCGGCAGGAUGUCCCUAAACGAAACGGAAGAGAAAAAAAAGCAAACACGUCGAUUCUCAGUGGAUCAGUCUCUUUUUUUAUUAUUAUUUAUGCGUGUAUAUAAAGUGUAAUAUGUGGACGCGCCAAGAGAGGGAGCUGUAGAGGCAGAAAGGGACGACGUAGCCGCGGUGACUCAGACUGUUUAGAGUGAGCAGUGGUGAGGACUCUGUCACUGAUGGAGCGCACUUUACCUUAACCCCGCCCCCAACACACACACACACACAAACACACACACUAGGGUUAGACUGAUAAAUGCCUUUUGUUAAAAAUCUGAUAUUCAGCAGACACAAAUCAAUAUUUGCACUUUUUUUAUUUAAACCUCCAAAUUGAUUAAUUUAUUACUGCCCCCUUCACAAGUCCACCUUGAAUUCUUAUUGUGGCUCACUGGCUGAAAUUAAUUUAAUUAAUUUAUUAAUUGAAUGUAUCGCCAAAAAAAAGAAACAUUUGCAAACAUUUAAAGCAGAGGAAACAGUAAUUAUGAGACAAAACAUAAAAGGAAGAGAAAUUAAAUUAACAAGAAGUACAAAAGAAAAAUGAAAUAUGUUAAUUUAUUAAGAACUUUAUUUUUUUUUAGAUUAAAUACAAUAUCACUGAAGCAUUUUUAUUUUUUUAUUUUUUUUCAAUUUUAAUUAAAAAUGAAUAAUGAACAAAAUUCAUUUUUAUAAUUAUUUUGUUUUGUUAUUGUGUUUAUAAGCACCACUUGUAAACCUAAUUAAUCAUUCGUGAUAGAUCCAUUAAGUAACUAAUUAACCAUUGAAAAAUAUUUAAUAUUUCAUCCUUUAUAGGCAACAUCAGCUGUUUACAGUACGAGCCACUAAAAUCAUUUUAGUAAUGAGUUUUUUUAAAUCAUUUUUUCUACAUUUAGUGUCCUUCGAUGGUCUAAAUUCCCCUCUUUUGGGUUUAAUCACAACUUAUUAUGAAGUAAUAUUUUUGCAUAUCACAGUACCGUGAAUAUUUGCACGACAGAACAAUAACAGCAGUAUUUUUUGUUGCAAACAUAUCAGUCAAACUCUAGAACAAACACUCGAGCCAAGGACGUCCCCCUUUUCAUUUUGGCCCUUCCCCUCCUGUUGAAAGCCAUGUAUCUAUAUUUAAAGGAUCUUGUCCUUCGCCUGUCACUGGUUGGCUGUGUUUUAUAUUUCAGCGAGGUAAAAAAAACAAAAAAAAAACGACUAUGAAGGUAAAAGAAAUGUGAAGGAUGUCAUUUUUGUACUAAGUGGCAAAGGGUGAUUUCGGGUUUAGUGGGUAGAUUUGAAAAAACAUAGUGGUCAAGAGUGCAAAUUCAUGUAUUUAUAUUUUCCCUAAAAGCACUCUCAGCCUCCAUCCAUCCCCCAUUUGCUCGUUAAAAGCUUUGGAGGCAGAGUUUGGGUAUCGUUUGUCGCUAAGCCGGAGGUUUCAGAUCCAGUCCUGAUCUUUUAAUGACUACCUCCCAAAUCCAACGCGGACUUGUCGACUUUGGGUUUUACCACAUCCAGCCACCACAUCGGGCCCUCUUCACCUCCCUCUCACCCCGUCACUCACUCUCUCGGUUUGUUUUCUAAUCUCAAACGCACACACACAUUUCAUCACACUCUACUUUUCUGUUUACUCCGUCCAGACAGCGGGUGUCAGCGCUGAAAUGACAAAAUUAUUUUGGGGUCAUUUCCAUGGGUGACACAACUCCCAGCCUCAUCACACACACACACACACACACAACUCCCAUCAUCCCUCUCCUGACUUCAUCUUUCUCUCUCUCCGUCUGUCACUCACUCACACACACUCAUCCACUCUGUGACAAGUCUGAGUGUCAAUAUUGCUUUUUCUGAGCGUGUGGCGGAGUGAACAUAAAUCCCUCAGAGUGUAAACACUUUGACUGUUAAGACUGUUGUGCCCUGAGCUUUCGAACAAAAAAACAAAACAAACUGGACCCCCAAGACGCGAAUAAACAAAAUGGCAAUGGAGUUUUGUUGUUUAGGGCAACACUAGGGGGCGCUGUAAUCACAACACAGAAAGACAAUCGUGCUGAGAACUAGUUUUAAGAACCUGCAUCCCCCCCGAAAAAAACGAUACUUGCUCCUGUAUAAUGAUGUUUAGAAGUCUCACUCACUUUCCAGUGUUAAUUUGUGCUGGUGACAGUCUGUUUUUAAUUGUUCUCUGAGAAUUGAUAUUAUUAUUAUUAAUAUCAUCAUUGCCGCAGCUCUCACUGACGGUAGCUGCCAUGAUGGUAUAGAAAUCUGCGUUUUUUGUGUAGGUUAGGCAUCUUGUUUUAUUUGGAAUUUUGUUU
Molecule: messenger RNA, 6005 nt
Organism: Centropristis striata (black sea bass)
Lineage: Eukaryota; Metazoa; Chordata; Actinopteri; Perciformes; Serranidae
Gene: mef2d
Product: myocyte enhancer factor 2d
Exons: 13
Coding region: 527-2257 (576 amino acids)
Biological process (GO): positive regulation of transcription by RNA polymerase II; cell differentiation
Molecular function (GO): RNA polymerase II cis-regulatory region sequence-specific DNA binding; DNA-binding transcription factor activity, RNA polymerase II-specific; protein dimerization activity
Source: RefSeq, a predicted model, not a curated record